AUGAUAAAACUAAAAGGAAACACCAAAGCAAAAAGCUUUAUUUUUCACCUUUACACAAAAAUUCUUACGAUUUUAUUUUUUAUUUGGAUAUACCAUUGUCACAUCGAUGAUAAUUACUUAAAAAUGAUUAAAACGAAAAGAGAGAAAAACAUCUUAAAAUUAAGUAAAUUGAAGGAUAUGACAACAAAGGAACUAAUGAAUUACAUGUAUGAAAAAAUAAAAAACAUUUUGAAAAGUACAGAUUGCUACUGCGAAAAAAAAAUAUUCACUAGACUUUGUGAAUUACAUAAAAUGACAAGAGAUAAGAAUACUGAUCAGAAAACGUUUAUAAUUUCAGUAUUAAAAAAUAUCUUUAUUGUAUUGACCAUACCUCUUUUUAUAUGUUUCAUAGGAGCUUUAUUUUGUACAGGUAACUCUUCGCUGCCAACAUCUUUGUAUCAUGGUACUUCAUUCUUUUCAUUAUUAUCUAUAUUAUAUAUUGUAUAUUUUUAUAUCAAAAUUUUAAAGUUCCACAUUAUUCUAGAAAAAGGAUAUAAGCCUACUUUUUAUGAUUACAUUUAUUUUUAUAAAAACUGCAUCUUACUAUUAUUUUAUUUUUUUUAUUUUUUGUGCCAUAAUGUUCUUGCAAUACAGUUCAUUAAAUAUAUUUCCAUUAACCCUUUGUGUUUUAUAGAAAUUAUUACUAUUCUAUAUAUACAUAUGUGCAAAUACUUUUGA
Plasmodium gonderi is the source of this 717-nucleotide messenger RNA. RefSeq names its product PVX_1variable surface protein. The record is from RefSeq and is a predicted model, not a curated record. Bases 1 to 717 code for a protein of 238 amino acids. Lineage: Eukaryota; Apicomplexa; Aconoidasida; Haemosporida; Plasmodiidae. The transcript is spliced from 3 exons.